Molecule: messenger RNA, 453 nt
Organism: Maniola jurtina (meadow brown)
Lineage: Eukaryota; Metazoa; Arthropoda; Insecta; Lepidoptera; Nymphalidae
Product: larval cuticle protein A2B-like
Exons: 2
Coding region: 28-453 (141 amino acids)
Cellular component (GO): extracellular matrix
Source: RefSeq, a predicted model, not a curated record
UGCACAUCCUCAUCUAAGCAACCAACCAUGAACAACAAGAUUGUAAUAUUAAUCAGCGUAGUAGGCGUGGCUUCCGCCAGCGUCGUAGCGCCUCUGCCAGUAGCUGCGCGCGUAGCUGAAGUUCUACCUCAAUACUCCUACGGCUACGACGUCCAAGACUCCCUGACCGGAGACUACAAGGGGCACCAGGAACAAAGAAACGGCGACCUCGUCACCGGCUCGUACUCAGUAAUAGACCCUGACGGUACAAGGAGGAUUGUGGACUACACUGCUGAUUCUUUGAAUGGUUUCAACGCUAUUGUCCGACGCGAGCCCUUGGUCGUCCCUGCUGCUAGAGUCCUUGCACCAGCUCCAGUGGUAGCCCCUGCCCCCGCACCAGUUCUCGCCAGAGCACCAGUCUUCGCUCCAGCGCCCGCUCCGUUAUAUGCCCCAAGACUACCCUACUACUUUUAG